Molecule: messenger RNA, 1942 nt
Organism: Oryza brachyantha (malo sina)
Lineage: Eukaryota; Viridiplantae; Streptophyta; Magnoliopsida; Poales; Poaceae
Product: putative kinase-like protein TMKL1
Exons: 2
Coding region: 375-1613 (412 amino acids)
Biological process (GO): protein phosphorylation
Molecular function (GO): protein kinase activity; ATP binding
Source: RefSeq, a predicted model, not a curated record
CCAUGGGCGGAGCGGAGAGGAGAAGAGGAGCUCAAGGCAAGCUGGACUGAAAGGAAAAAGGCCAGCCUCGCCACUCAUCACACUCACACCCAGUCGUCGUCGUCGGCGUCACACUCCCACAGUGAUAAAGAAAAGGGCGAAAAGCCUCGAGACGACAAGAAUCUCAAGCCACCACCUUCUCUUCUCUUCUCCUCGCCGCCGCUGCCGCCUUCCCUUCCGUUCCCUCCACCCGAGGGGAAAAAGCAAGCAAGAAAGCAACUUGUGCGGAGCAAGGCAAGGCAAGGUGACGCUUUCGUGUGCAGCGGAGUGUACCAGUACCGCCGCCGUUGGCUUCCGCCUCCGUUUUAUCCAAGAAUCAACGCGGAGGAGCGAGCAUGGCGGACGCGGAUGCGGCCGCGACGGUGCCGCCGCCGGGGGACGAGCCGGAGGCGAAGGGGAGGAGCAACUCCAUCCUGCUUCCCAUUCUCGGGAUACUGCUGGUGUACCUGCUGUACCGGUACCUCCGCCCGCGCCUCCGCGGGCUGCGGCUCGACCGGUUCACCUCGCGCCUCCCGGCGUGCCUCCGCCGGAGCAGGACGGGCAACACCAUGCUGCCGUACUUCCAGCCGAUCGCCGACCGCCUCGGCGCGCUGCAGCCGUACCUUGCACCCAUCGCCGACCGGCUUGGCGUGGGCGCGCAGAGCGGCGUCGGGCCCCCGUACGGCAGGGCGGACGCGCUCGUGAAAUUCCCCGGCGGGGAGGCGCUCUCGGUGGCCGCCAUCCUCGAGGCCCCGGGGGAGGUGGUGGCCAAGUCGUCGCACAGCACUCUGUACCGCGCCGCCAUGCGCUCCGGGGAGGCGGCGGUGCUGCUCCGGUUCGUGCGCCCCGCGUGCGCGCUCAACUCCGAGGAGGCCUCCGCCGCCGCGCGGCGGGUCGGCGCGGUGAGCCACCCGAACCUCGUGCCGCUCCGCGCGUUCUACGUCGGGCCGAGGGGGGAGAGGCUGCUUGUGCACCCCUUCUACGCCGCCGGCUCGCUCCGGCGAUUCUUGCAAGAGGGAAUUGUUGAGUCACAAAGAUGGAAUAUAAUUUGCAAGCUCUCUAUCAGUAUUGUCAAGGGACUGGAUUACCUGCAUACAGGACUGGAGAAACCAAUCAUUCACGGUAACCUCAAGACGAACAACAUUCUGCUCGAUGCUAAUUACGAGUGCAAGAUAUCAGACUUUGGCCUCUACCUUCUGCUGAAUCCUGCUGGUGCCCAAGAGAUGCUUGAAGCUUCAGCAGCUCAGGGUUACAAGGCACCUGAGCUGAUCAAGAUGAGGGAUGCCACUAGGGAGAGUGAUAUCUACAGCUUGGGAGUAGUUCUGCUUGAGAUGCUUGCUCAGAAGGAGUCAGCGAACGAUAUCACGCCAAACCCUCGCGACAUCCUAUUGCCUGUCUCGUUCAAAAAUUUGGUUCUUGAGAGGAAGAUUUCCGAUGCAUUCAGCUCCGAUCUCGUCAGGCAGAGCAAGAAGUCAGGGAAGGAAAAGAAUCUGAAUGCAUUCUUCGAGUUGGCAACAACUUGCUGUAGCCCUUCACCAUCAUUGAGACCCAACACGAAGUAUAUACUCAAAAAGCUCGAAGAGAUAGCAAAAUAAAUUAAAGUGGGCAGGUUUACCAGCUUGCUAUUUAAUCAGCUUUGCAUUAUAGCAGAGCAACAUAUACAGCAAUGAUGAGUGGAGCAUUUAGCCUGGCCAAGGCUAUGAACCUGCUGAAUUUGUGCUGGAUCAUAACCAAAGAGCUGGUAUAGCCUUGAGAUGAACUCAGAGGAGCUCGUCUGUACAUGCACGCUGGGGGUACUCUAGGAUCAUUGUUUUUUCUUGUAUAUUACCUGAAACCGAAAAAUGUAGAGCUGUUCAUAGAUCAGUGUACCCCUCAAGAACUGUAACACACUGUUACUGGAAUGUAUAUGUUGUACUUUAAUGCA